Messenger RNA from Malus domestica (apple), 2497 nucleotides. RefSeq names its product IQ domain-containing protein IQM1-like. NCBI's taxonomy places the organism in Eukaryota, Viridiplantae, Streptophyta, Magnoliopsida, Rosales, Rosaceae. The record is from RefSeq and is a predicted model, not a curated record.
ACAUCUGUGAGAAGCAGUUUAUAAGUGCUUUUUUCUCAAGCUUUGAAUAGAUCAAACCAACUCGUGGGGUUUGAACCAAAUAAAAUAAAAAAGGGAAAGAAAACUCAAACGUUGAAUACAGAAAACUUUCACCCACCUUUCUCUCUUCUGUCUAUCUUCCAAUUCCACAGCAACCAAAAAGCCCAAAACUUUUUGGUUGCCCUUGAAUUCAAAGCGUUCGUCUUUUUCCAAAUUUUCCAUCUUCCAAGUUUCCAAUUCCGUCGUUUUGACACGUAUUCGAAGGAGACCAGUGGGAAUAGUUGUUUGUUGUUUGAGGUAUAUAUAUAUAUAUAUAUAUAUAUAGCAGUCAGACUCAACUCAAAUCCCAUCUCCCAAUUCCAUUCAUUAUCUCUUUGGAGUUUCGAAAUUUCAAAAGCACUUUUUAGGACUUUGUGAAAAUCCCAUUUCAGGUUAGGUGACGAUUUUGCGCCUUUCGACUUGAACUUGAUAGAGAAAUUCUUAUGGGUUUAUCCCUCUCACUUCUUGCCUCAGCCUGGGAAGAAAUUGUGAAGCACAGAUUCUUUCAAUUGACCUACAACAUCAGUUUAACUCCCAGAGAUGGAGGACCACAAGUUACUCUAAGAACACACAGCUUCAAGAGUGAAUCCGAAUCCUUGGCAGUUAUUUCAGACAGUUCGAGCAAGUCGGGCAUUACCAAUUCGAAUCGCUUGAGGGAAAGCAAACCCGAAAACGUGAUGCUCGACAGGAAUCUUUCGUUUAAGGGUCUUGUGCAAGAUAACCAAGACAUGGGGUUAGAGUUCUGUAAAGGCAAAAAUGAAUUGAAGCACAAACCAAUGCCUGCACUUGCUCUGCCUGAACCGGCGAUUUUGUUUACGCCAAGGCCGGUUAGCGAGCUUGAUGCUGCUGCUGUUAAGCUUCAGAAGGUUUACAAGAGUUACCGGACCCGAAGAAACCUUGCUGAUUGUGCUGUGGUGGUUGAGGAGCUCUGGUGGAAGGCAUUAGAUUUUGCAGCUCUGAAGAGGAGUUCUGUGUCAUUCUUCAAUGUUGAGAAGCCGGAAACUGCUGUUUCGCGGUGGGCGAGGGCUAGGACUAGAGCAGCCAAGGUUGGAAAGGGUUUGUCCAAGGAUGAGAAGGCACAAAAAUUGGCUCUUCAACACUGGCUUGAAGCGAUUGAUCCACGACAUCGGUAUGGACACAAUUUGCACUUUUACUAUGACAUCUGGUUUGAAAGUGAGAGCAGCCAACCUUUCUUCUACUGGUUGGAUGUCGGAAAUGGGAAAGAAAUAAACAUCGAGAAAUGCUCAAGGGCAGUUCUUCAACGUCAAUGCAUCAAGUAUCUUGGACCGAUAGAAAGAGAAGCAUAUGAAGUAGUAGUCGAAAAUGGGAAGCUUUUAUACAGGCAGAGUGGGGUGCUUGUGAGCACAAAUGAAGGUUCCAAAUGGAUAUUUGUCCUCAGCACAACAAGGUCUCUGUAUGUUGGUCAGAAGAAGAAGGGUCAGUUCCAACAUUCAAGUUUUCUAGCAGGUGGUGCCACCACUGCAGCCGGAAGAUUGGUUGCCCGUGACGGGAUUCUUGAGGCUAUUUGGCCAUACAGUGGUCAUUACCACCCAACAGAAGAGAACUUCAUGGAAUUUAUCAGCUUUUUAGAAGAUAAUCACGUCGACCUCUCCAAUGUUAAGAGGUGUGCAGUUGAUGAUGACUUCUCUUAUACGAAGACCACUGAAGGGGAAUCAACAAAGGAGGGUUCAUUCAAAUCGACCGAAUCCGACGGUGCAAACAAAACUGACUUGGCCAGCAAGGCUCCAAUCACAACCGUUCAAGAACAAACUAAGAAGGUUGACAGUGCCAAUGCCAAGCCACCAGUUUUUGACAUGCCCAGGCGCUUGUCAUGCAAAUGGACAACAGCAACCGGACCCCGAAUCGGGUGUGUUCGGGACUACCCGACCGAACUACAAUCCAGGGCACUUGAACAAGUUAACCUGUCUCCUAGAGUCGGUCCUGGGCCGUCGGUACGUUAUGGCCCAAUUCCUUCUCCAAGGCCUAGCCCAAAGGUCAGGCUCUCACCCCGGCUCGCAUAUAUGGGCCUCCCUAGCCCAAGGACCCCAAUCGCCGCUGCCAACUAAGCUCGCCGAAGGGCACAGUAUGUUCGUGGGCUGGAGUUAGUUACAGUAGGUUAAUAAUGGGCCGAAGAAGCCGUACCUGGUGGGUAGUCAUCGUGCCAGAAGAAUGGUGGGCCUUUUGCUAAGCCCAAUAAGGAUGAGUUAAGGGGACUAACCCAAUUUUUUCGUUCCUUUGAUUCUUUCAUCAAGUUUAUUUUGAAGUCAUUUAAUUUUUUUGUACAUGCCUUGACUAAUCCAAAUUGCAAUUUUUUUUUUAAAAUUUUGUACCGAUUUAAUUCAUGUAAUCUUGGGUCGGGUCGGGUUCAAUUUAUUCAUUAUUUGUAUACCGGAAGUCGAGAUCAGUGAAUAAUACUAUGAUAUUCAAAAGUUCAUCCAAA